Amphiprion ocellaris (clown anemonefish) is the source of this 4185-nucleotide messenger RNA. It is a transcript of the gene fbxo8, whose product is annotated as F-box protein 8. Gene Ontology annotation, biological process: regulation of ARF protein signal transduction. Gene Ontology annotation, molecular function: guanyl-nucleotide exchange factor activity; protein binding. The transcript has 8 exons. NCBI's taxonomy places the organism in Eukaryota, Metazoa, Chordata, Actinopteri, Pomacentridae. The record is from RefSeq and is a predicted model, not a curated record. Bases 222 to 1208 code for a protein of 328 amino acids.
UACAACAGUGUAAUGCAUUUGUUUAUGCAACACAGCUGACGUGAGGCAGGCUGACCGGGGAUAGCAUUAAAAAGGCUGGCCUGUUACUGAUUUGUUUAUUGGCACAGACUUACAAGUCGAUUUUCGGACAAAGCUAAUCUUGAAGUUCUUUAGCACAGAGUUCUGUCAAUUCUUUGAGUGCAGGCUGCAUUAAUGUGUCAUCAGGGAGGUAUGCAUAAUGUAUGUCAGUGGUUAGCAUAGAACAGAUGGGUCAGGUACUGUGGAGGCUGCCUCCCAGACAACAGCAGCAGCUACAGGAAGAGCUAGCCGACCACCUAGCUGACCGUGGAGGAGGAAGACGAGAGCAAGGGAGAGAUGGUGGUCCUCAGAGAAGAGCUCCACAGCACUGCUAUGGCCCCGACAUCUACCAUCUGCUGAGAACACGCAGAGGAGGUAAAGAACAACAUGGUUUUAUAGAUUUAGAGAUGCUGCCACCUGAAUUAGGUAUCACAAUACUGUCGUACCUGAAUGCUACUGAUCUGUGCCUGGCCGGCUGUGUGUGGCAAGACCUGGGAAAUGAUGAAUAUUUAUGGCAGGGAUUAUGCAAGUCCACAUGGGGACACUGCUCCAUCUAUAACAGAAGAUUACCUGCUGGUUUCUCAUAUAGAAGGCUAUACCUACAACUGGAUGAAGGCAGCCUGACAUUCAAUGCUAACCCACAGGAGGGUAUCAGUUAUUUCAUGUCUAAAGGUAUACUGGUGGAUCAUCCGACUGAGCUGGCUAAGUUCAUUUUCUACACCAGACGUCUCAACUGGAAGAUGCUGAGGAUUUACCUGGAUGAAAGGCGGGAUGUCUUGGACGAGUUGGUGACCCUACAUAACUUCAGUAACCAGUUCCUCCCGAACGCACUGCGGGAUUUCUUCAGACACAUCCACGCUCCAGAGGAGAGGGGAGAGUAUCUGGAAACCCUCAUCACCAAGUUCAGCCAUAGGUUUUGCGCCUGUAACCCUGGCCUUGUCCGAGAGCUGGGUCUCAGUCCAGAUGCUGUGUACGUGCUGUGCUACAGUCUGAUCCUACUGUCCAUUGACCUCACCAGCCCACACGUGAAAAACAAAAUGUCAAAGAGGGAGUUUAUCAGGAACACUCGGAGAGCAGCACAUAAUGUUUCGGACGACUUCGUAGGCCACCUCUAUGAUAACAUAUACCUGAUUGGCCACGUGGCUGCAUAGCUCCACCGACCAGCUGUCCAUACUGCACUGAAGAAUAGGAGCUGGUGAUUGAGUUCCUACAAGUGUCUGGAAAUUAUGGAACACUGCAAAAAUGGAUUUGAACAAUUUCCACAUCCUACAAGGAAAAUAAGUAAAUCUUUCUGGGAAGAUUAGAAAAACUAAUAAAAUUUGCCACUCCACUGUGAGAAAGACUGUGCUACCAAAUAUUAGUAAUGUUAUUAGAGUUUAAUCAAAGGUGUGAAACAUCUGGAAUGUCUUUCAAACUAAGUCACUGCAAAAAAAAAAAAAAAAAAAAAAGACAAGCUCUGAUACUGCACUGAUGGACAGGGACUACUGACCGGUGGAGGGAGGAGGAGCGCUGCCCUCAGCCUGAUUCCGAUCACAGGACAGUUGUGCUGAUUUCCUAUUGGCCACGAGCUGGUUUUUGUACAUCAGCAGGACAAAGCCUGGCCCAUUCUUGCUGGCAGUGACAUGGGACAGUAGAAUGAGGCUCACACAAGUUCACUCUCUAAUGUCACGAUAUAAUGUUGCAACAUUGGAGAUCUUCUUUAAAUCAAAUUAACUUCAUACAUUAUCUGGUGGUAACAACUGACGUGGUUGUCUGGCUCAGAUCAGUUUGGGAGUGAAUGGAAGAAGAACACAACACUGGGCUUCAUGCAAAACAAUUUUCACAUCCAUCCAUCAUCUGUACACCACUUUAUCCUCUGUAGGGUCACGGGGGGCUGGAGUCUGUCCCACCUGACUUAGGGUGAAGACGGGGGACACCUGGACAGGUCACCAGUCGAUAAUAGGGCUGCAUAUAGAGGCAGACAACCAAACACACUCACAUUCGCACCUAUGGAAAAUUUAGAGUUACCAGUUAACCUCAGCAUGUUUUUAGAAUGCAGAAGGAGGCCAGAGUACCUGGAGAAAACCCACACAUGCACUGGGAGAACAUGCAGACUCCACGCAGAAAGACCUCAUGUGAAGAUUUAAACCCUAAUUGUUUUUAUUUUGUUAAUUUUUUGCUCUUUUGUCAUUUUCAUAAAUUGCACAUUUAAGCCAGAUUAAUUGUCACUUGUUCAAAAGUGAGAUUGUAGUAAUGGGAUUUGAUCAUUAUCAUGGCUACAGGGUUGCCAUGUAGGGCUGCCCGUUCUGCUUCACUGUAGAAGAACUUCAUACUACAUUUCUGUCAGAAAUGAAACAAAAACAUAACAAAUUGCCCAAAAGCUACGAGGCAAAUUUUUAAUAACCACUGAACUAUGUAAGUUCCUGAAAAUGGUCAAAGUAUUUUAGUCAGUCUGAAUUUUUUUUUUAUUCAUAUGAAUAGUUCUUGCAUGAAGCCCACUGUCUUGAUUGGCAUACUGUGAAAUUAUUUAACACACAUGUAAAUCCUAAAAACUGCUUAGAUCCGAAAUGGAAUGCUUUUACUAGAUGGACACUCAACAGUGUUCUGGAUCAUACCUAAAUUUAAUACAUUCUUCCUUUGACCACGCUCCACAUCUUCAUCAAGUUGAAUGAAAUUCUUACUAGUUUUACUGACAGACAAACAAAUAGCACUUAGAACUUUGACAGAGUUAAAAAAAAAAAUCUAAAGGUCGCACGGUUAAAGCCAAGUGAAAACGUACAAUUUGCAGUUAGUUAAAUGAAGUUAAAAAUGAAUGUGUGAAGAGUUUCCUCUGUGUGACCUUAGGGAGGUGUAUCAUAACACUCGAUAACAGAGACAGAGAUGGACCUGACUUGAAAUCUGCCAUAAUUUGCAAGGAAAUGACUCAAAGACAGAAAAUGUUAAGUGAAGAAAUGAAUGUAAUGCAAUGGAAGGACAAAACUGUGGAUGACAGUGUGGUAUAUGAGGUUCAUGAAGUUCUUGUGUUUCGUUAAUUAUAUUGCCAUUUGUCAUAUUUUUGCACAAUACACACAUAUUUACCCCAUUUACAACAUAUUUAGUUUUAGUUCCUGUGGUAAUAGGCUUCCACUCCACUCUGCUGUUGCUGCCAUGACAUAAUAGCAUCCGUCAUUUUUUAAUUCGAUGUGAAUUUUUACAAUAACUAAUACCAUAACUGCUGGGGAUGCCGUUUGUCUAAGGUAGUUUCAUCUUUCCAAAAAUGAAUGAGAAGAGAUAAGAAACUCAAGCUUCAUUCAGUUUUCUAUUUAUGCUAACAGAGCACAUCUUGGAAAAAUGAGCAAUUAUUCUAGCAGUGUGCUUAGCAGUGUGGUAAAGUAAUUAGUGACAAAUUUAAAAUGACGGAUAACGUUUGUCAGUGCAAUGUCAAUAUAUGAGCUGUUUUCAAUGGAAUUUUGAAUGAGUGGAAGCCUAUUACACCUGGAAGACAGCACUACAGUAGAGACAAUGUGUUUUUAGACUGGCAAAUAUAUACAGAAUAUAUUGCAGCAGCAGACAAUUGUAAAAGCCAAUCUGGAGAAAUGGAAGUCUAAAAUCUAAUCUUACAUCAGGAUGUAUUGAUGACGUCCGACAUUCAAGUACACGAAAGAUUUCCAGCUGUUGGAUUUUUAAAGUAAACCGGUCUAACAAUGAUGCCCAUCAGGCUUGAGUGAAGCAUGAUAGUAACUCUGCUAGUAGCUUCUACCAACGAGUGCCAGCAGCUAGCAUGUAGCCGCAGCUAACAGUGAAGUAUCACAGUGCCCACUGAAUGUAACCAUAGAAGGUGACACAGACAGUUUUCCAUUUAAACUCUUUUUUUGUGUUAUAGUGUGUUGUAAUACAACCAACAUUUAUUUAUUGUUUUUACUGUUUUCUGUCCAGGUAAAUCUCUUAAUUAGGUUGUAAAUCUGACCACAGCUGAAGUCAUUUAAUUGAAGUUUUAUUACUGUUGAAUUAGAACUAGGACUUUGAUGUUUACCUUGAAUUAUGAAGUAAAUCCACCUUCUGUGGUGUGAUUUUAUUUUAUUUUAUUUCCUUUCUGGUUACUAGAAGUCUAUAACAGACAAAAUGCACUAAGAAAUCGUAUUUGACUUAUUAAAUCUGGCCUUGAUUUUA